Stegastes partitus (bicolor damselfish) is the source of this 2853-nucleotide messenger RNA. RefSeq names its product protein FAM122A. Gene Ontology annotation, molecular function: protein serine/threonine phosphatase inhibitor activity. The record is from RefSeq and is a predicted model, not a curated record. NCBI's taxonomy places the organism in Eukaryota, Metazoa, Chordata, Actinopteri, Pomacentridae. The transcript has 9 exons. Bases 910 to 1587 code for a protein of 225 amino acids.
CAUGUAAACAUGUAAACAUGUAAACAUCAGGGAGCGGAGGUUUGUUUGAUGCUAACAGCUGUUGGAAACGUGUUUUUAUGUUUUGUUAUUCCUUGUAUGAAUUUAAUAAACUCAACUCUUGUUGUUUAUGAUUUUGUGUCGUUUUAACGGUCACGACUCGGUCCCGGUUCCCUCCUGCAGGCCGCCGUGACUCUCUCUCCGCCGCCGCUCCCGCAGUUCCGUCCGCGGCCGGCCGGCGGCGCUGUUUCCGCGGCUGCUCAACUACCUCUAUUUGCUGAAGGACUAUGUUGUAAAAAUCUUUCAAACUGUUUCUUUGCACCGUUUCUCGGGCUCUCCGGGGCUCCGCUCGGUGGUUUCGGGGCCCGUGUGAGCGCCGGUCCCCGCCUACGGCCGGCCCGGCCCGGGUUGGACCGUCUCCGGCGGCUGCUUUAGCGGUUUUCUGAUGUCUGGAGGUUUUACUGCAAACCAAGUUAGCUCAACAGCUAAUCCGAAAAGUCACGUCAGCUGCGCGGACUCGGAAUUAAAAGUUCUCCGGUGGAGUCGGAGCGGCCGGCGGAGCGUCACACAUCCGGCGUUAGCAAACUUUGUCCCGCUGUGUUAGCGCGCUGUUUUAACUCGGUUUAACGCGGUCGUUAGUUUGCGGGCAGACCGCCGUAAGUGAAGCGUAGCUGCGGGUGCUACAUGACGGACCGGCCCGCAGACACACUCGGAUAAGGUGUUUGUCGGAGGGAGAUGCGGUAGAGAGCGGGCAGCUUCGCUGUUCAGCCCGCUGACUCGGCGGCUCCGGGUUUGGGGCCAGUGAGGCCUGCGGGUCAGGCUUCCACCGGGCUCGAGUAGAGCGCGACGCCGCCGUCGGCAGGUCGAAGGCCGGCAGUUGGCGCCGUCACCGCCGGGCCUGCGCACCGAGGUAUGGAACGGAUGGAAGUGGACCAGUGCGCAGGCGCAGCUGGCGGGGCAGGAGGCGGGGCUCUCCGCAGGUCGAACAGCGCCCCCAUGAUCACCAGUGUCAGCGACGGGAUGACCGUCUUCAGUCCCGUGUCUUCGGCUCGGUACCGACGAAGCAGCGUCUCCAUCAACCCCAGCUGCCCUUCGCAGCUCGUCCCUUUAUCUCCGUUCUCUCUGACCGGAGAUCGACUCGACCAGAAGAGACAGGAGGAGAACAUGGAGAUGGCGCUCAGAGGGAGUCUGCAGAGACUCAGUCCUUCCAGUCUGAUCCCAGUCCCUCCAGUCGGUCAGUGGCACGACCAUCCAUCAGUGUGGUUUCCGUCUCAGGACAGCGGCGUCACUCCCAACUCGUCUCCGAGUCCCACCAGGAGGUUCAGACCUGCAGUCAGCGCCACCGUGAGAUGGCCGGCGUUAACGCCGCUGAAGAGGAAAGGAGGGGUGGAGUCUGACGGACCCCCGAAGAAGCUAUUUGUUGCCGGGGUAACAGACCCCGCCCUCCGCAGCAGCUACACAGUCAGCGUCUCCCAGGCGGCGGCCGACUCCCCCCCAGCAGGAGGCGCCAGCCCUCAGUCCGGCCGUCUGUCCCUGUCUCCGCCCCCGUCCUUCACCCCCUUCACCUCCCACCAGCACCCGGGACACUGAGGCCCGACCCGCCGGCCACCAGCAGCAUUUCCUGUUUCUGCUCCAAUCCCCUGCCAGCGUCACUGUAAGUCCCGCCUCCUAGCCGCCGCCUCACCCGACAGACAGACGGUCGGAGGUUCACUUUGCUCCGUUUGGAUAGUUUUUAUUUUUUGCAAUAAAUAAAAAAGCUCCAGAAGUAUAUUUUUUUCCGGAAGUUUCUGAUCUGGAGAAGAAGAUUCGUCAUCAGCAUCGCGAUCGGACGUGAAGCUGGACUCCGAGAGAGGGGGAUUGUGGGUAACUGUAGGUAAACCUGAACAAGCUGAUUUUGGUUAAUUACAGAGAAGAACGAGUCGGAAACCUGGAACCGGCUCGUUUUACUUCUCAGACGAAUUACAAUCUCAAUUCUGAAAUGUUCGGAGGUUCUGACGAGGUUUCGGGUUGUUACCGAGACGAUGAGAUGUUUUGGGAUCCAAGCAGAACUUCAGCAGGACUCUGUUGGUUCCGCAUCACCGAUGGAAGGAAUCCUCGGCUUUAAGUUCGGCUGAUGGAUCUGCGGAGGAGAACCUGGACUCCAGACGGUUUAUCAUUCCCAAACGCGCAGAAGAACCUGAAAACGUCGUCGUCCAGACCCGCGGUCACACGAAGCUCUUUGGUUUCUCUUUCAGGUGUUUUUUCAGCCAAACGUGAAAUUCUGCCGCUGAACAAAGUUUCCCUCGUCAAAGACGUGUUCGUUUCAGCGCCGCCUCGACCCAGUCUCUGGUCGAAGGUCCGCUGACGUGGAUGUUUUCACCGUAGCAGGACAGAAGUGUGAAGCAGCAGCAGCUCGUCUGAGUGUGAAUAGUGUAUCUAUAUGUGAAUACCUUCCUCCGCCUGCAGGGUGCAAAUGUACAUAUUGAAUCUUCCUCCUCUGAGGUGCAUUUAUACUUCUUUUUUUUUUCUCGCCGACCGUCUUCGGCCUGUUUUUACUCGUUCUCCAGAAACAUGAAGAUCAGUAGGUCUGGUUGGUUGAGGACAGUUUAAACACGGUACCAAUCCCCAGAAAACAGAACUUCAUGAGUCCUUCUGCGGUUUUCUGACACCAGGAUCAGCGUCUCUGGACUCUGAUUUCAGGGUCGAUGGUAAAUCCGACUAUCAUUCGAUUAUUAGCCAUCGAGGAAACCGAUGACCGAUACUUUGGCACUGAUUUAAAUUUGCAGUCGAAUUGCAGAAUUUUGAACAACACAAACUCCGACACUUUGCUGAAAUGUCGUUUACAGGUUACACAGAUUUAAUAAAAAGUGAACUUUU